CUCCUGAGGUCAAAGGUCACUCUGCCCAAGAUGGCGGCCCCCAUGGUGGAGCGUGGAGAGGACGCGUUCAGAACGUUAUUUAAGUUUUAUAGGAGAAAACAUCCCCCCCCGGAUCUGAGCAACGUCCUCGACUUCUCCAAAGGGAUAGUCUGUGACAAGGUUUUGUCAACUAAUCUAGAAGUGAGUGCAGUGAGCGAUGGCGAGGCCAGCAGAGCCGGUCUGAGACCUGUCAGGGACUGGAGAGCCUUCGGGCUGCAAGGCUCCCCAGGGUUCAUCUUCAUCGCCAACCCCUUCCUGCGCGGCUCCCAGCCCCACUGGCUGCGGCGCUGUCUGAAGACCUACACCCAGAAGCCCAACGUGUGUAACCUGGACAUGCACAUGUCCCCCAACGAGACAGACGACAUCUGGGGCAAGAGCGCCGACACUCUCAGGAGAGUGCCCUGUGGGAAGAAGGAACCCAAGACGUUACUGGAGAAGCUUCGCUGGGUGACCCUGGGCUACCAUUACAACUGGAACACAAAGACGUACUCCGCGGAGCACCACACUCCGUUCCCCGCCGACCUCCAGCGCCUGUCCGGCCUCGUCGCCGCCGCCGCCGGCUUCCCGGGCUUCAACGCCGAGGCGGGAAUCCUCAACUACUACCGCUCCGACUCCUCGCUCGGGAUCCACGUGGACGAGUCGGAGCUGGACCAUAGCCGCCCCCUGCUGUCGUUCUGUUUCGGCCAGUCGGCCAUCUUCCUCCUGGGCGGACUCCGGAGAGAGGACCCGCCCACGGCCAUGUACAUGCACAGCGGGGACGUGAUGGUGAUGUCGGGCCAGAGUCGCCUUCUCUACCACGCCGUGCCGCGCAUCCUACAGGACCCCCCUCCCCCCUGCGGCCUCGGGACCAGCCUGAGCAGAGGUCAGGGGUCACCGGAGCGGGGGGAGGGGGGGGUCGACGGGGAGGACUGGGCCGUGUGCUCCAGGUACAUCCAGAGCUCCAGAGUCAACAUGACGGUCCGUCAGGUGCUGGGACCCGGGCAGAGCUUUCCCGGGGUCCCAAAGGGGAGCACCCCGGACGCAGAGGGAGGGGGGGAGGGGGGGGGACAGAAACGGAGACGGAGCAGCUCCGGAGGAACAGAGUCUUCUGACACGUGAUGAAGCGGCAGGUCGACCUAGGCACUGUUCAUAUGUAUAUGAUAUGUAAAUAUGUCCCAUUAUUCAUAUUAUUAUGAAUUGUAACAGAAUAAUAAACGAGUUCCACAAAU
Gadus macrocephalus (Pacific cod) is the source of this 1247-nucleotide messenger RNA. RefSeq names its product alkB homolog 1, histone H2A dioxygenase (gene alkbh1). Lineage: Eukaryota; Metazoa; Chordata; Actinopteri; Gadiformes; Gadidae. Gene Ontology annotation, cellular component: cytoplasm; nucleus. Gene Ontology annotation, biological process: oxidative RNA demethylation. The record is from RefSeq and is a predicted model, not a curated record. The coding region runs from base 31 to 1137 and encodes 368 amino acids. The transcript is spliced from 6 exons. Gene Ontology annotation, molecular function: oxidative RNA demethylase activity; broad specificity oxidative DNA demethylase activity; ferrous iron binding.